Lagenorhynchus albirostris (white-beaked dolphin) is the source of this 1887-nucleotide messenger RNA. RefSeq names its product potassium voltage-gated channel modifier subfamily G member 3 (gene KCNG3). NCBI's taxonomy places the organism in Eukaryota, Metazoa, Chordata, Mammalia, Artiodactyla, Delphinidae. The transcript has 2 exons. Bases 577 to 1887 code for a protein of 436 amino acids. Gene Ontology annotation, biological process: protein homooligomerization; potassium ion transmembrane transport. The record is from RefSeq and is a predicted model, not a curated record. Gene Ontology annotation, molecular function: delayed rectifier potassium channel activity; protein binding. Gene Ontology annotation, cellular component: membrane; voltage-gated potassium channel complex.
AGGAGGCCCCGCCCCCGCCUCUCGGAGCCGGCUCUUCGCCGCCUCCGAACCCGCUCACUUUACCUCUUGCCUCUGGACGGUGGCGGGGCGCUAGCUGGAGCCGCGGCCGGAGGGAGCGCCAGGGACCCGGAGACAUCCAGCGCCAGCGCCUCCUCUCGGCACGCACGCCCCCCAGGGGGGAAAGCGCCGCCGCCUUGAAAGGGCACCCCGGCCUCGGAGGGGGUUUCCUCAGACGCGAGGGGCGGCGGCGCUGGCAGCUUCGUUCUCGGCCCGUGGGGCGCAGCGCUGGCGCCAGAGGGGACUUCCCGGCCACCUACAGGUACUGCCGUGCUGAGGGAGCGUCGCUAGCAGCCACGCCGGACUGCCGAAGAGGCUAGAGCCGAGGGGCUCCCGGGCCAGCGAAGGGCAGCAGCGGAGCGCGAAGGGCAGCAGCGGAGCACGGAGGGAGAGCCGGCGGGACAGCCUGCGGGGCCCGACGGCGCGCUCCCCGGUCGGCCAACGGCAGGCAGGCCCCGCGCGGCGGCCUGGGGGGCGGCGGCGGCGCCGUCGGGCUUCGGGGCCUCUGGGCUGCCAGCCAUGACCUACAGGCGCAGCGGGGCGGCCUCGGUGGUGCUGAACGUGGGCGGCGCCCGGUACUCGCUGUCCCGGGAGCUACUGAAGGACUUCCCGCUGCGCCGCGUGAGCCGGCUGCACGGCUGUCGCUCGGAGCGCGACGUGCUCGAGGUGUGCGACGACUACGACCGCGAGCGCAACGAGUACUUCUUUGACCGGCACUCGGAGGCCUUCGGCUUCAUCCUGCUAUACGUGCGCGGCCACGGCAAGCUGCGCUUCGCGCCGCGGAUGUGCGAGCUCUCCUUCUACAAUGAGAUGAUCUACUGGGGCCUGGAGGGCGCGCACCUCGAGUACUGCUGCCAGCGCCGCCUCGACGACCGCAUGUCCGACACCUACACCUUCUACACGGCCGAAGAGCCGGGCGCGCUGGGCCGCGACGAGGCGCGACCCGGCGGUGCCGAGGCGGCCCCCUCCCGGCGCUGGCUGGAGCGCAUGCGGCGGACCUUCGAGGAGCCCACGUCUUCCCUGGCCGCGCAGAUCCUGGCCAGCGUGUCGGUGGUGUUCGUGAUCGUGUCCAUGGUGGUGCUGUGCGCCAGCACACUGCCCGACUGGCGCGCCGCGGCGGCCGACAACCGCAGCCUGGAUGACCGGAGCAGGUACUCCGCCGGCCCUGGGAGGGAGCCCUCCGGGAUAAUUGAAGCUAUCUGCAUAGGUUGGUUCACUGCAGAAUGCAUUGUGAGGUUCAUCGUCUCCAAAAACAAGUGUGAGUUUGUCAAGAGACCCCUGAACAUCAUUGAUUUACUGGCAAUCACGCCGUAUUACAUCUCCGUGUUAAUGACAGUAUUUACGGGCGAGAACUCUCAACUCCAGAGGGCUGGAGUCACCUUAAGGGUGCUUAGAAUGAUGAGGAUUUUUUGGGUGAUUAAGCUUGCCCGUCACUUCAUUGGUCUUCAGACACUUGGUUUGACUCUCAAACGAUGUUACCGAGAGAUGGUUAUGUUGCUUGUCUUCAUCUGUGUUGCCAUGGCAAUCUUUAGUGCACUUUCUCAGCUUCUUGAACAUGGGUUGGACCUGGAAACAUCCAACAAGGACUUCGCCAGCAUCCCUGCUGCCUGCUGGUGGGUGAUUAUCUCUAUGACUACAGUUGGCUAUGGAGAUAUGUAUCCUAUCACAAUGCCUGGAAGAAUUCUUGGAGGAGUUUGUGUUGUCAGUGGAAUCGUCUUAUUGGCAUUACCUAUCACUUUUAUCUACCAUAGCUUCGUGCAGUGUUAUCAUGAGCUCAAGUUUAGAUCAGCUAGAUAUAGUAGGAGCCUCUCCGCUGAGUUCCUAAAUUAA